UACCUAAAAGAAGAAGCUCGGUCGGGCGCUACUGCACCACAGCACUGUAAUAACAUCAACUCAAUUGUACUAAGUGAGAAAAACCAGAGAUAAUUGAUCGCGUAAUAUCGUGCUAGAAUAUCUGGAAACACAGAUAAAUCUAAAUUGCGACGCAACAGUGCGUAUGUGUAGCAUCCACAAGAAGAGGCAGGCGUAGUCAAAAUGGACCAGGCGCCGGCAGAUACAGAACUGCGCAACAUCAUCGAUAAGUUGGCGCAGUUUGUUGCCAGAAAUGGGCCUGAGUUCGAGCAAAUGACCAAGAACAAACAGAAGGACAACCCGAAGUUCAGUUUCCUGUUUGGUGGAGAGUACUUUAACUACUACCAGUACAAAGUUACAACUGAACAAGCCAUUUUAAAACAAAAAGGAAUAAAUCCAAUGCAAAAUGCAGAUCCACGUUUAAACGUUUCGCAGCAGCAGCAAUCAGCAGUAGCAGUAGUUAACAAUGUAGGCAUACAUCAGAACAAUGGCUUAAAUUCAGUUCAAACAAACGUGGGAUCUGCAGGCAACCCCCCCAACAUGCAUAGCUCAGGUCCACCUCCUCAUUCAGGACCUGGGCAUCAUGCUGGACCUCCAAAUGCUGGGCCUGGACACAUACCUCCAGUACACAAUGCUGGUCAUAUGUCUGUUCAACAGAAUUCUGUUGGUAGAUCCACUUCUUGGUUGCAAACCGAAUUAUCCAAUCUUCAGUCACAGCAAACAACUCUUCAAGAUCAAGUGCGUCAAUCGGAACAAAACUUGGCUGCUCAGCAUGCUGCUCUAAUGGCUCAACAACAGGGAAGGGUAGAGGAUGCUGUGAGACAGGCGCAAGAAAAUACUUUGCAGACAAGUGCACAAAAUACUAAUACGGACUUGGCUACCUUUGAUUCUGUUCUUCAGCCUAUUAUUGAUAGUUGCACUAAGGACAGUAUAAGUGCAGGAAAAGCUUGGAUAUUACAGAAUUCUAUUACAUUAGAAAGUAAUCAAGUUAUAGCUGAACAUUUACUCAAGAGAGUAAUUCAAGAAACCACUUUUACUCAUAAACUUCAUAUUAUUUAUCUGGUAAAUGAUGUGUUGCAUCAUUGUGCUCGAAAAAAAUCAGUGGACUUGCGAAAAGCAAUGGAAAGUGUUGUGGUACCUAUGUUUUGUAAUACAUCAUUAGUUGCCACGGAAGAACAACUAAACAAAUUAAAUAAGCUUUUAAGUUUGUGGGAAUCAAAAAGUAAUUAUUUUGAAGAGGGCAUUAUAGAGAAGCUGAAGAAUCCUAGCGGCUCCUGGUCAGAUUAUCAGACGAGUUUAAUGACACAGCAUGCAGGUGCCAUCACUUCUAUCACCGCCACCACUAAGCAGACUUUUGAUAAUUAUCAAGCGCAGCAUCAGGCUUUCGUCAAUCAUGCGAUGAGGCAGAUUCAGAAUAUAGAACAGCAGAAAAUUGUAAUUGAUCGACAACUCAAAGCACCACCCUCUGCGCCAAUGCCAAGUCAACAAAAUGUACCACCGCAUUCCGGACCACCACCCAUAUCUGGGCCACCGCCAACACACUCUGGACCACCUGGACCACCUCCGCAUACAAAUCAUCCGCAUGAUGUCCCAUCAGGAGAUCAUCAAGGACCUCCUUAUGGAGGACCACCGCCACAUGGUGGACCACCGCCACAUAGUGGACCACCUCCACACGGUGGGCCACCCCCACACGGCGGACCACCUCCACAUGGCGGACCUCCACAUGGCGGACCACCUCCACACGGCGGACCACCACCAUCGCUUGACGGAAGACCACCUUAUAUUGGACGUCCAUCGCUUGAAGAUGGACCACCGUACGGAGGACCACCACCUCGCGAAGGACCACCUUAUGGUAGUCGGAUGCAGGACGAAGAUCCUCCGUAUGUUAACCGAUCUAGUCGAGAAGAUGUACCACCUUAUGGACAUUCACGCGAAGAAGGGCCGCCAUACAGAGGACAUCCACGUGACGAUGGGGGUCCACCCUAUGGUAGCCGACCCAAUCGUGAAGAAGGCUACGGCAGUCGAUCUCAUGAGGAAAGACCAUCCUACGGUCGACCUGAUCGUGAAGACGCAUUGUCUUACGGAGGACACCCACGUGAUGAAGGACCACCAUACGGGGGACAUCCAUGCGAAGAAGGGCCACCAUAUGGUAAUCACCCGCGUGAUGAUGGGCUUUAUGGAAGUCACCCGCAUGACGAUGGACCGUACGGGGCUCAACCUCGCGAUGAACCACCAUAUGGAAGUCGGCCACCUCGAGAACCUGGUCCUCCCUACGUAGGUCAACCGCGUGAUGAUAGGCCACCAUAUGGAGGUCAACCUCGUGAUGUACCAUCCUAUGGAGGUCAACCUCGUGAGGGACCUUAUGGACCACAUGACGGACCUCUUUACGGUGGUCCACCUCACGAUCCUCCGUAUGGCGGACCUCAUCAUUCAGGUCCUCCACAUGCUAGUCCUCCACAUGGUAGCAUGCAUCCGGAUUAUCCACCGCAUAGAGGUCCACCACACUCUGGGUCGCCUCAUGGUCCAUAUGGUCCACCUCACGGAGGUCCACAUGGUGGUCCUCCGCAUGGAGGCCCGCAUGGCCCUCAUCCAAGAGAUCAUCCAAGUAUGGGACCGCUUGGUGGGCCACCACAUGGAGCUAUGCCUCCUCACGGAGGUCCACCCCAUGGAGGAAUGCCACCUCAUCAUCAUGGUCCGCCACCACACGACUUGAACUUUAGUCAGCCGCCACCAAACUGGAAUCAUCCAGGUGGUCCGGGUGGUCCCGGUGGCCCAGGUGGCCCGGGUGGUCCAGGUGGUCCACCGCCUAAUCUUCCUUUGCCAGAUUUCUCCAAACCACCUCCAGGCUUUGGACCGCCAUCGGGAGGACCGCCACCUCUUAUGUCGCAGGAAGUUCAUAUACAGCCCGAAGACCUUAUGCCCAGCAUGCCGUACUUCGAACUUCCAGCUGGUCUCAUGGUGCCGUUGAUAAAACUUGAGGAUUACAAUUAUAAACCGCUUGAUGCUGAUGCCAUUAGAUUACCACCACCGGCACCACCAAGUGACAGACUAAUUGCUGCCGUCGACGCCUUUUAUGCGCCACCAAAUCACGAUUCGCCUAGAGAUAGUGACGGUUGGGAGAAAUUAGGCCUAUACGAGUACUAUAGAGCAAAAAAUACCGCAAAAAAGCGAAAGGAAGAUGACAUAAAGGCAGGCAUAAGACGGAAAUCGAAAUCACCGUCACCGAUACUUAGGCCACGGUCAAAGAGCCCUAGUCCACCAAAGAAACGUUACAGAAGCAAGUCGAAAAGUAGAUCGAGGUCAAGGUCACCAAAGGAAAGAGCAAGGAGUAGAUCUAGAUCGCCUGCGCCCACAACGCCCAAUCACAAUAGCCGACGAAGUAAUAGAAAUAGUCAUAGCAGCAGUCGCAAUAGAAGAAGGCGGAAUAAUAGCAAGAUAAACGAUGGACAAAUAUCGAACACACCACAUCGCUCGCCUGAUAGAAGACUCGAUCGUUCGGAUAGAAGUCCUACGCCACCUAGUUUUCUAGGUUCGACGUAUAGCAAAGCAACCCCAGACUCAAGUAUCGACGAGAGCAACAAGGGUCACCAGCUGCUGCGCAAGAUGGGAUGGGGUGGCGCAGGUCUCGGUGCUAACGAACAGGGCAUUGAAGCGCCGAUUUCGGGUGGCGAAAUACGCGACCGAGUUGAUCAAUAUAAGGGUGUAGGUAUAAAUCUUAACGAUCCUUACGAAACCUUCCGUAAAAGUAAGGGUCAAGCUUUCAUCACCAGAAUGAAAGCGAGAGCCGAGGAAAGAGCCGAGGAAAGGGGUGAUAGACCAGCUGAAAGAGAAUGAGACUAACUGUGCAUUUAAAAAGGGAAAAAAUGUUUUUGAUGUUGACAUGCGUGACGCAGUUGAGAUUGAUAAUAGACUAAUUUCGUGGACUAUUUACGAUUUUUACUGGAUAUACAUAUUGUAGCCGGACAAUUUUUAUGUCUCGACAACCGCGUGAUGAAUUGUGCGCUAAUUGUACAAAUUAAAUUAGGGAAUGAUAAGAUACAUACUUUUGAAAAAAAAAACAUUAAUCAUAAUGUUUAUUGAAAUGCUAUCGGUGACAAAAAAAAUGAAAGGAAAAAAUAACUUCCAAUACAUUUUUUUUCUGUGUUAUUUGUAUACCUUUGUUACCUCGUGUUUCUUCAUGAAGCUAGAAUGAUUAGUUUGAUUAAUCAUUGUUAUUAAUACCAGAAGAUAAUUCUCGUAUAAGUGAACAUCAACGUGAACGAUUGCGUGUUUGAAAAAUCAUCAUGAUGAUACUUGUAUUUAUAGAUCUAAUAUUAAGUUCAUUGAAUACAGUGUAACUAGACUCAAA
This is a messenger RNA of Phymastichus coffea, 4366 nucleotides long. RefSeq names its product calcium homeostasis endoplasmic reticulum protein (gene scaf6). The transcript has 9 exons. The record is from RefSeq and is a predicted model, not a curated record. Gene Ontology annotation, cellular component: perinuclear region of cytoplasm. Gene Ontology annotation, biological process: intracellular calcium ion homeostasis; RNA processing. Bases 202 to 3852 code for a protein of 1216 amino acids. Gene Ontology annotation, molecular function: RNA binding. NCBI's taxonomy places the organism in Eukaryota, Metazoa, Arthropoda, Insecta, Hymenoptera, Eulophidae.